AUGUCGAAACAAAUCAAAUGGUAUCGAAUGGAAAAUAUGUUGCACUGUAGAGUACUCCGUUUGAGGAAACAUGCAUAUCGAAGACCAAAAUGUUCAUAUAAAGAAAGUGAUUCAGAUACUGCUGAAUCGGAUUGUUCAGUCAUAUUUCAGAAAAAUGCUCAAUGGAAUGGCGAUCUAGCCCUGUUUAUUCUCAAGCAAUGUUUAUUAAGCAAAAUUCUCUUGUUUAUCACACAGUUAUUUUUUAAUUGGAUCCUUAAUGAUUUUCCAACAGAUGCUUUCAAAGGUAUUGUUAUCAAAGAAAAGUUGUCAUUCGUCGAUCAUUUGAUCCGUUUUGUAUUUUCUGGCUUAACGCGAUGGGAUUCUUUGCAUUUUCUUCAUAUUGCACAAUAUGGAUAUUCUUUCGAAAAUAUCUUGGCCUUUUUCCCACUUUUUCCUUUUCUCAUUUAUUAUUUUACUUUAUUGUGGAACUGGAUUAUACCUUUUAUUCAUUUUUCAACAGCACUUAUUAUUUCAGCUAUAUUCAUCAACUUCGUGCUUUUUUUGAUUUGUGGCCAACUUCUUUACGCAGUUUCACUAACUAUAACAAAAUCCAGUAAAACUGCUUUGCUGGCAUGUUUGGUGUUCACAAUCAAUCCGGCCAGUGUCUUUUUUGCGUCUGCUUAUUCAGAACCACUUUUUAUGGCUUUAACUCUUUCUGGCCUUUUAGUUCUAUAUGCUCAUCCAAAUAUGCCAUUUAUUCGUCAUAUUGGAGCCUCCAUUUUCUUCGCUUUUGCUUUUCUAACACGAUCAAAUGGAAUUUUUAAUUUUAUUUACAUACUGCAUCAGUUAUUUGUUGAAACCGUUUAUUCCUCAGAAAAACAUAAAUAUAUUUGGCAGUUGAAAUAUACCAUAAUUUUAUAUAAGGUAAUUAUUAUAAUUUUUGUUCACUUUCUGAUUGUUCGUUUCAUAAUUGUUGGUUCGUUUUGUUGGGUUAUAUUAGGAAGUCUGUUAAUUUCGCAUGAUGUCCAGAUGAAAAAGUUGUUUUGCGAAUCAAAUUUUGUCAAUAAAAGUGCUAUUCCGGUUGAAAUUUUGGAUUUUGCUGAGCAAAAAAAUUUUGUACUUCCUGGUGAAAUUAGUAAAAUAUCUUGGUGCAGGUUGGAGUUUUUUUAUGAAUAUUAUCCAUUUUGGAUUCCUCUACCAAGUUUUUAUGCUGCUGUUCAACAAAAAUAUUGGAAUGUGAAAUCGUUUGGUUACUGGAAACUGAAAAAAAUACCUUGUUUCUUAAUGGCUUUACCGGCGGUUUUGAUUGUUUUUUAUGGUUGUUACAGAGAAUUACGUCGUCUGGCACGAUAUAGCAGUUCUGUGGUUUAUGCUAUUCUGUACAUAUGUCGCGAUUCAAUUUCUUUGUUGCCGUUUUGUUGCCAUUCGUUUAUACUUGCAAUAUUAUCACUUAUUCUAUAUAAUGCUGAAGUUGCGACGAGAAUAUUAUUUUCGUCUUCUCCAUAUAUUUACUUAGUUUUGUCCCAAUAUAUGCAUCAAAGAACGCCAUUAGUAACCUUGGAAGAUGUGCAGUAUCCAACUUUGCUUCCUUUUUUUACGAAUUUUUGUCGAACUCAUAUAAUUCAUGCAUUGUUGCUUGGUUAUCUUCUUUGUUAUUUCUUUAUCGGUACCUUGUUACAUGUGAAUUGGCUUCCCUUUACGUGA
Molecule: messenger RNA, 1683 nt
Organism: Dracunculus medinensis (Guinea worm)
Lineage: Eukaryota; Metazoa; Nematoda; Chromadorea; Rhabditida; Dracunculidae
Source: the annotation of a GenBank genome assembly